AUGAGGAAGAAGUACAUCGGCGUGUCAUGGCGGAGCUGGGACGGGGACUGGAGGGUCUACAUCAAUGGCAACCCCUCGGACGGAGGGAAAGGCCUGUCAGUGGGCACCACCAUCCCAGGUGGAGGGGCGUUGGUGCUGGGCCAGGACCAGGACCAGAGGGGCGAGGGCUUCAACCCCGUGGAGUCCUUCGUAGGGUCCCUCAGCCAGCUCCACAUCUGGGACCGGGUUCUCGACCCACAGCAAAUCAAAAUACUAGCCAACACCUGCCCGGGGAACAACAUCAGAGGCAAUGUCCUGGCGUGGCCUGACUUCCUCAAUGGAGUGGUGGGGAGAGUCAAGACUAACCGCGACUGCAUAUUCUGUGCUGACUGCCCCCUGCUAGAAAAUGCUGUGCCUCACCUGCGUGCGUCCAGUCCAGCUGUCAGCCCCGGCUCUCAGACGCAGCUGUCCUGUGAUCCCGGCUUCUACCUGGUGGGGGAGCCGCUGCUGCAGUGUCAGAACAGGGGAGAUUGGAGUCACGCCCUGCCCCGCUGUGAACGAGUGACAUGUGGUCCCCCUCGGCCCCUGGAGCAUGGUCUAUUCCAGGGUUCCGACUACCACGCAGGCAGCACUGUGGUGUACCAGUGUAACCCUGGCUUUUACCUGCUGGGGGACGCCAAGGUUCUCUGUACCAACAGUGGGAAGUGGGGAGGAAACCCACCAGCCUGCCUGGAUGUGGAUGAGUGUGCUUUGGGCUCAGACUGCAAUGAACACGCCAGCUGUCAGAACACAGAUGGCUCUUAUACCUGCAACUGUAUCCACCCCUACACCGGAGACGGGAAGAACUGCACAGAGCCAGUAAAGUGUGCGAACCCUGGGGCGCCAGAGUUCGGUUACCGGGACGGCAGUAACUUCUUGAUGGGAAGUGAGGUUGUGUUCAGCUGCGAGGACGGUUACGAACUGAUUGGCUCAUCGCAUGUCCAAUGCCUGGAGACAGGAAGCUGGAAUGGUGUUUUCCCAUAUUGUAGAGCCCUCUCCUGUGGACGGCCCUCUGUCCCAGAGAACGCUGUGAUGAUGGGGACCAACUUCACGUUUGGAAGCAAGGUGACUUUCAGCUGUGUUACGGGGUUCGUCCCAGGUGACACCUAUGAUAUGCGGUGUCAGGCCAGUCGGAAGUGGAGCAGAGCGCCCCCUGCCUGUCAACGAGUCACGUGUGGGGACCCUCCACACGUAGACAAUUCAGAUGUCACCCUCAACGGGAAAACGUACCUGUCCACAGUGCUCUACACCUGUGCAGAGGGAUACAGACUGCAGGGCUCUGAGGAGGUGGUGUGUGAGGCGUCAGGAGAGUGGAGCAGCCCCGCCCCUUUGUGUGCCAGCAUCCACUGUGGAGACCCCCCUGCCCUCCGAGACGCCGCGACCAUCGGGGACGACUACGCCCUGGGCAACAAGGUGCACUACGUCUGCAAAGAAGGAUACACUCUGAUUGGACCAGAGACCAGAGAGUGCCUGUCAACUGGCCAAUGGAGUCCUACCUCCGCUCAGUGUGUCCCCCGAUCCUGUGGCCCUCCCCCUUCCAUAGACCACGCCAUUGCCCAUGCCGGCCACCAGCUCUUUGGCGACAUGGCCAACUACUUCUGCACAGACGGCUACACCGCUGGCAACAAUUCUAAGGUGGUCUGCAACGCCCAGGGAGUGUGGGCACCCCCCGAAGGCAAGGAGGCCCCUCACUGCAUCGCCAAUUUCUGCCAGCGCCCGACUGACCUGCCCCACGCCAUCUUGGACUCCACCAAUAAACCCAAGUAUGCCAGCAACACAGAGGUCAGCUACAAAUGUGAAGAGGGUUUCGUCCUCAACACAACCGCCACGCUGAAAUGCAUGAUUGGAGGGGAAUGGAUGCCCUCGCCGUACGAUGUGGGUUGCGUGCCGGUGCGGUGCUCCAAACCGUCUGGCAUCGAGAGGGGGUAUGUGAGUGGAACCAACUAUAGUUUUGGAGCAAUGGUGGCGUACAGUUGUGAUAAGGGUUUCCUGAUCCGAGGGGAGAAGAGGAGGACAUGUAAGGCCAAUGGAGAGUGGGGAGGGGUCCUACCUGUCUGUCAGCCUGUCUCUUGCCCCUUCCCGCCGCCACUCAAAAAUGGAUUCAUCCAGAACAAAGGCCGUUUCUUCUUCAACAGCAAGGUGACAUACGCAUGCAACGCCGGCUACCGGCUGACGGGCCGUCCGGUGCGACUAUGCCAGGCCAACCGCCAGUGGUCUAACGGCGACUCGCCCGUCUGCCACCUCCUGACCUGCGACCCCCCGCCCAGCAUCCUGCACGGCCAAUACCAAGGCUCUGUCUUUGAGGUGGGCCGCAAGGUCAAAUACGUCUGCGACGAGGGCUACGAGAUGGCUGGCGACGCCGUGUGGACGUGUCUGAAGUACGGCAAGUGGGACAAAUCGAGGCGUCCGCACUGCUCCCCGGUCCAGUGUCCAGAGCCGCCCCUAGAGGAGAACCACCUGGUUCUACAUAGUCUAGACUCUGACUCCGGAACUGUGGAACUGUCCUGCGAGGACGGGUAUGUUCUCCACGGUGCCCGGACCCUCCACUGCACCCCCGCCCAGGAGUGGAAUGACACCUUCCCCGUCUGCAAGCAGGUGUUCUGCGGCCCGCCGCCCGAGGUGGCCUUCGGCGACCCAUCGUCAGCACCGGUGUCGGCCCCGUCCUAUUUCAGCUCGGUGGUGAGCUACUCCUGCAUGGACGGGUUUACUCUGAGGAAGGAGGGGUCUGUGACCUGCCAGGCAGAUGGACACUGGAGCAGCCCUGUCCCAGAGUGUAUACCAGUAGAGUGUCCCCAACCUGUAGAGAUAGCUAACGGUAUAGUGGACGUUCAGGGACUGAUGUAUCUCAGCACGGCCCUCUACAGCUGUAAACCUGGUUACACUUUAGUAGGCAACGCUACAGUACUCUGUGGUGAAAGUGGGUUAUGGAUUGGAGGCGUGCCUUCUUGUCGACCAAUCGAGUGCUCCGUCCCCAAAGAGAUACCCAACGGGAAGAUGGCGUAUACCAAACUGCAGUUCAGCCACGCUGUCACCUACUCCUGUCAGCGUGGUUACCGUCUCCAAGGCCCCGAGACGUUGAAGUGUCUGGCGAACGGGCAGUGGGAUCAAGAAACACCUGUGUGUGUCCAGAUCUACUGCGCCCCGCCCAACCCCAUAGACAAUGGCUUCGUGGAGGGACUCGACCAUAAAUUCGGCGUCACCAUCUUCUACAGCUGUUUCCCCGGCUUCCAAUUGGUUGGCCAGAACCACCUAACCUGCGAGGAGUUCGGUUGGUCUAGUUCUGUCCCAGUCUGUGUUCCCUCCGACUGCGGCCUGCCCCCUCAUAUCGACUUCGGCGACUAUUUGAGACUCUUGGAUCCGAACACAGAGCUAGCCGACAGGGACGCAGCUAUAACACCCAAGUCUAUAGGUGGUGCUACAGUUGCAUUUUCACUCAUGGAUAUACGCUUCCUGCAUGGGACUGUGAUAGUGUACCGUUGCCACAAGGGCUACAAACUUACAGCCCCUACGGCCUUGGUGUGCCUGGAGGAUGGUGGAUGGAAUGGGACGGCUCCGAUGUGUGUCCCUGCAGAGUGUGAGGAGCCGCCAAGCCCGGACCACGGCUCUGUGAACAUCACAGACACAACCCUGGGCAGCCUGGUGAAGUACAGCUGUGAGCAGGGCUACGAGUUAGAGGGGGAGUCAGUCAGACAGUGUGUGGCGGGCCGACAGUGGAGCGAUGUACCGCCUGUCUGCCGACCUAUAAGCUGCGAUGACCCGGGCAACAUUGAUAACGGCUCGAACCACGUGGAUUCCUUCCUGUAUCUGGGGGUGUUGCACUACGAGUGUAAUUCCGGGUUCAACCUGAUGGGCGGCGACACCAGGACCUGUCAGGCAGACGCCAGGUGGGAUGGUGAGAAGCCGUGGUGUGAGCCGAUCUUAUGUGGCUCUCCAGUCGUCCCUAGUGAUGUCACUGUGAAGGGGAAGGAAUAUACGUUUAGCAAGCAGGUUGAGCUGAGCUGUAGGGCUGGAUUGCUCCUACAAGGCCCCUCUGUUAGUGUGUGUCAGGCCGAUGGUACAUGGAGUCAAGGGGCACCUGAAUGCCGCCCAGCAAACUGUGGCAGACCUACAUCCAUCCAAAAUGGUCAAGUCUUGGGCUCGGACUUUGGCUACGGUCAUGAGGUGUGGUACAAGUGCGAGGAGGGGUACAGCCUCAGCGGCGGCAACCCCACACGGUUGUGUCGCGGGGAUGGACUCUGGGGGGAAGGCCCUGCCCCUCGCUGUGACAUCAUUGCCUGUGACCCGCCGCAGGACAUCAGCCACGGGUUCCUCAACGGCUCCAGCUUCAACUACGAUGAUGUCGUAGAGUACGUGUGUUUCGACGGGUACGAGGUCAUCGGAGACCCCGUCCUCCGCUGUUCUGCCCAGGGCCACUGGGUUGGGACGGUACCAGAGUGCCUCCCCUGCCUCUGCACCCCUCCAAUGUUAAAAUACGGGGUGGUGCUGGGGCGCGACCACGCCUGCGGUGACCGGGUCUCCUUCCACUGUGAUGAGGGCUACAAGAUCCUGGGGCCAUCAGCGGCAACGUGUGAGAAAGGCGGGUUGUGGAGCCCAGGUGUUCCUGUGUGUGGCCGGGGGAGGUGCGUGGCCGCUCCGCCUACAAUACCGCACGCUGUCCAGCAGGGCGGCGGCGCCACUGCAGCUGACACAGUCACCUACAGGUGCAGACCAGGUUACCAGAUGAAGGGGUCCUACCCCCAUGUUACCUGUGGUAGGGAGGGCAGGUGGGGGGAGGUGAGGAUCAGCUGUGAGCCCGUCUCUUGUGGAGUUCCAACUCCUGUACCCCAUGCUCAGGUGGUGGGAGAGAUAUUCACUUUUGGGAGCCAGAUACAAUACAGGUGUGAUGAGGGGUAUGAGCUGUCCAGCCAGUCAGACUCUCUGAGCUGUCAGUCUGAGGGCACCUGGUCUAAACAAAGCAUCAGGUGCCGCCCCGCUCCGUGCCUGCUCCCUGCCAACUUCCCCACCCACGUCAUGGUCACAGGGGAGGACCUCACCCCGGUUGGGGGGGUAGUCACCUUCUCCUGCCCAACGGGGUUCAUCCUGCAGGGACCAGGCCUGGCAGAGUGCCAACUAGGUGGUACCUGGUCUCCAGGCCUGUCCUCUGUCUCCUGUGGUCUGGUGGUUUGUGAGAAACCUCCUCUUCUUCCACAUGGCAUCACUGAGGGGGACAGUUACAGCUACGGAGACAUUGUCUUGUACACCUGCCUGCCUGGGUUUGAGAUGAAGGGAGACUCUGUACAGACCUGUCAAGGAGACAGAACAUGGAGUGGGGCUCAGCCUACGUGUGUCACUGUAUCAUGUGGCCCACCUCCCUCUGUGGAGAAUGCAGAGGUACAGACAUCAGACGAAGCGUACCAGGGCAACGCCAGCUAUGUGUGCAACUCUGGCUUACAUCUGGUUGGCCCACAGAACCUCACCUGUCUGGCCAAUGGAACAUGGAGCCUGCCUGCACCAACAUGUAAAGUUGGCCCGGGUUGUGACAUCCCCAAGGAGCUGUUGAAUGGCAGGGUGCAGGAAGAGAACCUGACCACCGGGCGUGCUGUUGCGUUUCAGUGUGAUAAAGGCUACGCCCUAAAGGGGGACACUCUGGUGGUGUGCAUGGGAGACGGGACAUGGAGCUCCACCUUCCCCUUCUGUCAACCCAAGCCGUGUCCCCCUCCCCCGGGAUGGAAGGUGAGCGGUGGGGGUGUGAAUACCUCUAAACAGCUGUUCUACGUGGGCCAGUCGUUACCGUUCGCCUGUCCCAAGGGUCACCAGGCCAAGGGCACCGCCACCAUCACCUGUAGGACAGACCAGACAUGGACCCCAGUCAGCACUGUCUGUGAGAGGGUCUCCUGCGGCCCCCCUCUCCACGUGGCCCACGGGGUGGUGCGGGGGGCGGUGUUCCAGUUCGGGGACGUGGCGGUGUACUCGUGUUUCGGAGGGUACGCCAUGGAGGGCCACAGCAGAAGUGUGUGUCUGGAGAACGGGACCUGGACCCCCCCUCCCGCCUGCAGAGCGGUGUGUUGGCUACAGUGCCUGAACGGAGGGGUGUGUCAGAGACCCAACACCUGUUCAUGUCCCGAGGGGUGGAUGGGCAGACUGUGUGAGGAACCGAUCUGCAUCCUGCCGUGUCUGAACGGUGGGAGGUGUGUGGCGCCCUAUCAGUGUGAGUGUCCCACGGGCUGGAUGGGGACGCGCUGCCACAGCGCGGUGUGCUUGUCGCCCUGUCUGAAUGGUGGAAGGUGUAUCAGGCCAAACCGGUGUCAAUGCAGUCCAGGAUGGAGCGGGCACGACUGCUCGAGAAAAAGAAAAUCUGGAUAUUUUCAUUUUUAAGAAGUCCAUUCAGCGUGAAAGAUCUUGCUCUCGAAUGGGAGUUUUGUAUAAUUAUUUCAUAAUUGUAAACCAUGCAUUCUCUCCUCUCAAAAAACAAACCCGAUACAUUUUGUAAAAUAAAGCUGUAUUUUUUCAUGUAGAAAAUCAACAGUAUUAACUAUAUGCUGCUAUAUACUUGUAUGUGUAAAAACUGUGAUUGUCCAAUGUGUAAACUAUUCUCACAUUUCUAUUAAAGCAGAAAAUACAGUAGAA
Salvelinus fontinalis (brook trout) is the source of this 6624-nucleotide messenger RNA. Its product is annotated as sushi, von Willebrand factor type A, EGF and pentraxin domain-containing protein 1-like. The transcript has 25 exons. Gene Ontology annotation, molecular function: calcium ion binding. The record is from RefSeq and is a predicted model, not a curated record. NCBI's taxonomy places the organism in Eukaryota, Metazoa, Chordata, Actinopteri, Salmoniformes, Salmonidae. Bases 1 to 6372 code for a protein of 2123 amino acids.